Messenger RNA from Suricata suricatta (meerkat), 156 nucleotides. Its product is annotated as 60S ribosomal protein L39-like. The coding region runs from base 1 to 156 and encodes 51 amino acids. Lineage: Eukaryota; Metazoa; Chordata; Mammalia; Carnivora; Herpestidae. The record is from RefSeq and is a predicted model, not a curated record. The transcript has a single exon. Gene Ontology annotation, molecular function: structural constituent of ribosome. Gene Ontology annotation, cellular component: cytosolic large ribosomal subunit; ribosome. Gene Ontology annotation, biological process: translation.
AUGUCUUCUCACAAGACUUUCAGGAUCAAGCUACUCCUGGUCAAAAGACAAAAGCAGAAGGGUCCCAUUCCCCAGUGGAUUCAGAUGAAAACUGACUAUAAGAUCAGGUACAACUCCAAGAGGAGUCACUGGACAAGAUCUAAGCUGGGUCUAUAA